Saccostrea echinata is the source of this 3715-nucleotide messenger RNA. RefSeq lists its product as uncharacterized. Lineage: Eukaryota; Metazoa; Mollusca; Bivalvia; Ostreida; Ostreidae. The record is from RefSeq and is a predicted model, not a curated record. Bases 47 to 1000 code for a protein of 317 amino acids. The transcript is spliced from 5 exons.
UUUAUAACUGUGUUAAGUUAUUACCAAGAAGACAAAACGCUUCAAGAUGUCUACAGCCGAUUCUGACUUAUCGGAACUCCCCCCGUACACGGCCCUGUUAUGGGGACAGUUUCUGGCAAACCCACACCUGAUGUACAAUUUGUUUUCAAGUGGACCAAAUGGGUCAUCUUACGCCUCAGACCGUGUAAUAAACAUGACGGGGGUCUGGACUAAUUCUAAGAUGAGUGAGUUUAAGGUUGACAGUCUAGAAGAGCUACAGAGAGUGAGAAAUGAUCUUCUGACAAUGCCUAUAUUAUUCCACAUCAAAGUGGAACAUCAAAAAACAGAAAAUUAUGCUGUCAUCAAAAUCCGAAAGAAGUGGAAAGAUGAGUUUGCAGUGCUUGUUAACACACGUCAUCCGACCAUUCGAGAAAUUCUGUCUCACAAACUUAACGAGGCCACACAGUACAUGCAGGAAGGCAAGAACUUCUGCCUAAAGCUGGAUUUCGGUCCCUCUGUGAAGCAGUGGUAUAGUGGUGUAGUUGACAAUGAGGUGUCCUUUUGUGAUUCCCGCAGUAACAGCGACUCCGGACACAUGGAAAUCUAUGUCCACAACUACACAACACCUAUUGAAUGUUGUGUCAAUCCUGUCUGCAUCUUCUGCUGUUUUCCUUUCUGGUUGUUGUUUGGUGGACCCUGCUACUGUAUUCACAGAAACAUCAAAUGUACUGAUGAGAGUCAUAGUUUCAGUGACCUUCCUGUUGUUCUUCUCACUGGGGUCAGUGUAAGGGUGAGAGUUCAGCCCCCCCACCAAUAUUACGCGCCAGGACCAGGUCACUACCCACCCGCCCAGCCAACCAUGCCACAGGGGCCACCUGCAUACACACCACCCCAAGGGUAUCCAGCACAAUACCAACCACACCAGCAGGCACCACCAACAGGGGGUCUUCAGAAUUACCCUCCAGGAGGCCCACAGAAUCAUACCAUGGGGGCCCCACCCCCUUAUCCGGGCCACAACUAAGGAACAUUAUCAAAGUCAUACAGAAAAUGGUACCUAUAUGUCCAAAGCCUUUUUGGUUACAUAACCAUAUAAAUUUCAUGUAAUAACUGAAAAUCUUGGAGAGGAUGGGUUGGGUACCUACCCUUCUGACCACUCCUUCCUCUACCUUCCCAACCUGGGUCUGCUACUGAAUUUUCACAUAUAUGUGUGCUAUAAAUCAAAAUAAAUAUUGGAUUUUCAAACAGAACCGGUGUAAUUAUCAGUGAUAUUCUAUUAUUUUUGAUAAAAAAUCAUCACAAUUUUUACAAUUUUGACUUUCAUGUCAAAAUGAAAUGAGGGGCCAGACCUGGUCUUUGUUCUUUGAAUAUUCUAUGUAAUUACCAGGUAGUGCUAUUGUUUGUAUUUCUGUAUUUGUACAUGUAUUUAUACCCCACAAAAAGUAAUGAACAGAAUUUUAUGAAACUUUGCAGUUAAUAUGGACAUCCUGUAUAGAUGUGCAUAUAUCCAGUAAAUUCCAAUUCAAAUAUUUUUCUUGGAGAUAUGCCCCCUUGGAACUUAGAAACUUGGCCAAACUUAAAUAGAACAGUACUUACUGCAACAGUUUUUCAGCACAACUUUUCUUAAAAUGGCUCAACGGAAUUUCUGAAACUUUGUAAUUGAUAAGCCUAGGACAUAUUGUGUAGAUAAGCAUAUUCAAUUCAUUUUUUUCUUGUUGAUGUGUCCCUUUUGAACUAUAAAGAAAUUUGGCCAGCAUGUACUAUUUUGUGCAACUUGUUUGAAAUGUUGUUUUAGCACAUGCAUUAUAUGAUUUCAAAUUUCUCAUUUGAAAAUGUUUUAUUUGGUGCACCUCGGGCUAUUACAAACAGAUCUGAUUCUGAUAGGACAACUGUAUGUAAAAAGGUAAUUGUUGUAUUUAAUGCAUAGCAUUGCUAUUCAUUAUGUUAACCUUGUCAAAUAAUUAAUAUUGUAGUAUGAGGUUUGUGAGCUUGCUCACUUUUUCUUUCAUUAACUACUGUAGAAGCACAAAUUUCCGUGUGGAUAAAAUUUCGUUGAUUUGUCAUCUAAAUAGGUUUCAUGGGCAUUAAAUUUCAUUGUUUUGAAUGUAACCCCAUUCAUUAUUGUAAUAAUAAAAAAAAUUUGUGUGGGAUUUAAUUUCGCUGAUAAUUGUUACCAACGAAAUAAACGAAAUUUAAUCCCCAAACGAACGAAAUAAACGAAAUUUAAUCCCCAACGAAUAUUUCUGCUUUUACAGUAUGUGUAUGUAUUUCAUAAUUCUUAUCUACAGAAACCAAUACUGAUUAGUUAAGAAUUGAUAUUUAAAAACCUCUUCUGUUAAUCAGCUUGUACAUUUACAUAGAAUAGGUGAUGCAUGUGUAAAUUUGACAAUACAUUAUUAUGAUACACUCAAUGAUAUGUGUGCACAUUCAGUGAUGUAGUAAUUAAGACAAUAGAAUUGGUUGGGAUAUCAGGCUGGAAACUUACUAAGCAAUCUAAAUUGUCACUUAAAUUCCCCUUUACUUGAGGUUGAGACAUAUUUUUAUUCCAGUAAGAGUUUUGUUUUUAAUUUUGCUUUACUAUGUACAGUAUCAAUGUGCCAUAUUGUAGACAGUAUUUUUGUCACAUUUACAAAUCUAUAUUGUUUUCAUUAUACUGUUCAUUGAUAUGUUGUAAAUGUUAUUGUAAUUAUAUUAUGUGCAGUACACCUUAAACUUUUUUAAAAUUUUGUUUAUUCAGCAUGUCUUCUUUUAAGGGCAUACGCAACAUACCUUACCUACUGAUAAUUUUUCAAGAUAUUUUUAAUUUAAGAUUAUAGUGCCAUCAGAUGUUCAUAGACAAAAAAUCAGCAUGCAUUACCAGGGGUUUUGAAAAGAUGUUAUUUGAUGAAAAUUCUUGUACAAUUCAAAGAAAAGUAUACAAAAAUUACUAAACAUAUAUUCUACAUGUUUUGUUUAUCCAAACUUGUUUUAGAAGAAGUGUACAACAGCAUAUAUAGACAUUAAAAUGUAGAACACAGUCCCUUUAAGUAUUGGAAAUCUUCAACUCCAGGGAAUAAGACAGUGAAGUUCAAACUACGUUGCAUAUGUCCUUAAGAAGGGAAAUAGCACAUUUUAGUACUUUUUCAUGAUAUGUUUUAUUCAUUGAUAAAAGAAAUAAUUUCAAUUACAAGUCUUUUUCCAAAAUCAAACAUUUUUUUCCCUUAAAUAAAGAAACAUUUACAAAUUGAAAUACUAUCAAGCUCAUGAUAGUUGACAUACAUGUAAUAGAGACCCUUUCCACAGAUAACUUUUAGGAAGAUUUUUCUCUUGGUUGAACAUGAAAUGUUUAGGUUAAUUGCUAUUUUGUUAUGACAUAUUUUUUUUUGUUUAAACAAUGCUUUAUAAGAAUGGUGGUGCCUUAUUAAACACAUAUAUGUACAUGUAUCUAGUUACAGUACAAGGAUGCACUAUAAGCCAGAGGAUCUACUACUGUAUACAGAGUUAUUUUUGCCCCCUUGUUAUAUUCACCCUUUGACACUUGAAGACAAUUUUGCUCUGUUUUGAAGUUGCCCAGACUCGGUUCUGUAUAAGUAAUAUUGCUGUUUUCUUUGAAUUUGCCUCAUUUUAAAUUUGUCCACUUUCAAUGAGGGCAAAAGGGGUGAAAAUUUCCCUGUAUACAGUAUUUACAUUUACAAUGAUGGUUGUAAAUAAAAGCUAGUAUAUAAAUGCUCUUGCAGGUUAAUAAAAUGUUUAAACAGUU